UAGUAGCUACUUCUGUUGUCUCUAUCUAUGGCGGCUGCUUCUUUAGUCUUUGCCUGGUCUCUGGUGUCGCUCGUUCUUUGGGUUUUUAUGGUAUUGCUGAUGGUCUUGCUGGCGGUGUUGCUGACGGUAUUGCUGACGGUAUUGCUGCUGGUAUUGCUGCUGCUGCUAGUCUGGUCUUUUCUGGUCUGCCAUCUAUGAUGUAUGCUCGUUCUCUCGUCUAUCUCUGA
Mucor velutinosus is the source of this 227-nucleotide messenger RNA. Its product is annotated as UTP-glucose-1-phosphate uridylyltransferase. The transcript has a single exon. The record is from RefSeq and is a predicted model, not a curated record. The annotation marks the transcript as partial. Lineage: Eukaryota; Fungi; Mucoromycota; Mucoromycetes; Mucorales; Mucoraceae.